Jaminaea rosea is the source of this 1437-nucleotide messenger RNA. RefSeq names its product alpha/beta-hydrolase. The record is from RefSeq and is a predicted model, not a curated record. Bases 128 to 1246 code for a protein of 372 amino acids. The transcript has 4 exons. Gene Ontology annotation, molecular function: hydrolase activity. NCBI's taxonomy places the organism in Eukaryota, Fungi, Basidiomycota, Exobasidiomycetes, Microstromatales.
AUCACUUACCAUCCGCACCUCCGGAGGCGAAGUGGUGUGCAUCGUCUCCCGUCACAUCCGCGACGCAGAGCGAAAGUCGGAUACCCUUCUCUCCCUACCAACUCCCACCUUCUGGCCUGGAUGCACAAUGUCGCCCAUCAUCAGCAGCAUGGAGCACGACCAGACGGCGACGAUCGUCGAACACCUCGACGUGUCCUACGGACCGGAUGAGGCGCACCGAAUUGAUUUCUACCAGAGCAGCACACUCAUCACCAGCGAGCCUGCCCCUCCUCUCCUGCUUUUCGUUCACGGCGGUGAAUGGCACUCCGGCUCGCGCAAGGAUCACAACAAGAUGGCUCGCGAGCUCAUCAACAAGAGCGACGGCGAUCUCACUGUCGGCGUUUUGGGCUACCGUCUCGUUGAGCCCACGGGCAACAAUCAACACCCCACGGCUCUGUCUGAUCUCUUCCUUGCGCUGCGCUUCCUUCUGCUCCACUCCUCCGUCGAGACCAUCCCUGGACACGCAAGGGACGGCUACAUCACCUGGACAAAACAUGUGGAGAAGUUCGCCAUCGCAGAAAAGUACGGCUUUGACCCCCAUCGCGUGGUCCUGAUGGGGCACGAGGUUGGCGCUUGGAUGGCUGCUGCCGUUCUGCUCGACGCAAGGGUGGAGCAGUGGGGCAAGGAGAGCGUGGUCCCCGCCAUUGGAACAACGUAUAAGGAAGGCAAAAAGAUCGUAGAGAAGGUAAUGGCGUGGAUCCUUGUAGACGGGAUCUACGACCUGCAGUCUUUGCUUGAGGAGUCUGUGGUUCAUCGCACCUACCUUUCUCAAGCCUUUUCCCUCUCCUCCUCCGAGCACGGCACUGACUUCGGCCAAUUGAAGCGUGCCUCCGCCACCUCAUGGCACGCCCGAUCUGCGACGUUCUACUACAAUGGGGAAGGCCCUCGUGUUCACGUCUGUCAUUCGACAGACAACGAGAAACUUUCGCAGCGUCAAAGCGACGAGAUGGUGCAGUACCUAGACCACGAACUUUUCCAUGUUUCGGGCGAGAAUAAUGUCAGCGACGUGCACUUCUCACCUGCUGAGGUGAAUCUCAAGACCGGGUCAUGGGGGAGCCAUGCUGCCAUGCUCACGAACGAAGGCUUUCUUUCUGACGUCGCCGAAGUCGUCAGCGAUGCCACUGGGCCAAAGCGCAAGAAGGAAUACGAGAAGAAGGUCAAAAAGAGGCGCGCUAUGAGGCGUGAGGCGGCUUAUGAGUUCGACUGAGGUCGCUUGGAGCGGCAAAGAGAUUUGACGCUUCUGCGUCGAGCGGUGAGGCCUCGCAGGGGGCUGUGAGCAAGCAGGUCGCUUCCACGUAUUCUCCCUUUGUCUUGAUGUGGUUCUUCUUCAUCUUGUUUCGCCACUUUCUCUUCACUUCUCAUAGUCGUCGACUCAACAUUGUUCCCGCCCUCAUCUCG